Molecule: messenger RNA, 1355 nt
Organism: Periophthalmus magnuspinnatus
Lineage: Eukaryota; Metazoa; Chordata; Actinopteri; Gobiiformes; Gobiidae
Gene: mdh1b
Product: malate dehydrogenase 1B, NAD (soluble)
Exons: 11
Coding region: 12-1355 (447 amino acids)
Biological process (GO): tricarboxylic acid cycle; oxaloacetate metabolic process; malate metabolic process
Molecular function (GO): L-malate dehydrogenase (NAD+) activity
Source: RefSeq, a predicted model, not a curated record
UCCAAACCGUCAUGGCCAGAUUCGUGCUCGCGGGUAAAGCGGACUGCCCGUGCUACGCUAAAGCCGAAUAUUUAGCGGAUACAUGUCAGAAAUGUCUCCCGGACUUCAGCCUCCGGAAAAUACCGAUCCACCCCGAACAGUGGCAGGCUUGGUUGGACCAAAUCUGCUUCUCCAACAGCUGGACUCACACUCACUCUCCUCUGGUCUGGAGGGAGGUAGGGCUUGGCAGUAAGGGACUGCUGCUGGGAGGACUGUCGGACUUCAUGGAGCACUGCCAGGCCUACUAUAACAUGACUGUGGAGCUUCCUUCUGAGCUCAUGCUGAAGAUCUCACAGGAGAACAUGGCAGCCAUUUUGGAUCAGAACCAAGAACAAGAACAUCUCCACACCAUCAAACCUCUGCAUGUGUGGAUCUGCAGUGCUCUGAGUCCAGUUGCUCCGUUCCUGAUCUCAGAACUGCUCUGUGAUCCUGAAAUCCUCCCAAAGUCCUCUCUGAUCUCCCUUCACCUGCUGCACCCGGACCUGGGUCUAGUCUUGGACCAGUUGAGGGCUCUGCAGAUGGAGACUCAGGACCUGGCUGCUCCAAGACUCCACCAGGUGUCCAUCUACACGUCUCUUCUCGAGGCUUUCACAGAUGCAGACCUGGUCCUGUUCCUUGAUGAUGGAGUUCCUCAGACCUCCAAAGAGCUAGACCAGGAUCUGGACCAGGGUGUAGACCAGGAUCUAAAACAACUUAUAGCCCAGGAUUUGGACAAGUAUCCAGGUUUAGAUCAGGGUGUGGACCAGGGUCUGGACCCGAGUUUGGACAAGGGUCUUGACCAGGAAUGUCCCAGAGUAAACAGGAAGAGCUUUGUCACCGUAGCAACACAUCUAGAGAACCACGCACGAGUGCAGAUUGCUGACAAACUUAAAGUCCGGGCACAAGAUGUUCAUGGCCUCCUGAUUUGGGGAGACGUUUGUGGCCGGUUCUUUGUGGAUGUUCAGAGAGCCGAGGUACAUAACAGUGACAGAGGCAUCACUCCUCCUGGAGACCUAGGUCUGCCCCUCCCUCACCUACUCCAGCUCAGGAGCUGGUGUGAGAUGGAGCUGCAGAGCCCUGUGUCUGACCACCCGGGGGCGCUAUGCUCGGCUCACAACUUGCUGUGUGUGCUGAAAGCCUGGGACAGUCCUGGGACCGUCCUGUCUGCAGGGGUCCACUGCUCUGGCCUCUUAGACCUCCCUGAGGGUCUGGUCCUCUCAGUCCCAGUACGGUUCUCAGACGGAUCCUGGACUUUUGUGUCAGACCUCAACCUCCACAAGAAGAUCAGAGAAACACUACUGGAGUGUACCAAAGAACAGACCAGGAACCAGGACUGA